Pseudozyma flocculosa PF-1 is the source of this 912-nucleotide messenger RNA. RefSeq lists its product as uncharacterized. Bases 1 to 912 code for a protein of 303 amino acids. NCBI's taxonomy places the organism in Eukaryota, Fungi, Basidiomycota, Ustilaginomycetes, Ustilaginales, Ustilaginaceae. The transcript has 4 exons. The record is from RefSeq and is a predicted model, not a curated record.
AUGGCUGCCUCUAGCGCCCUUCCGAUUUCGAGGUUCGUCGUCAAGAAGGUUCCGGCUAUCGAAACCGCCGAAGGAGAUGGCGCCCGAGUCCGCCGCUCUAUCGAGCACGCAGGCUUCCCGGAUCACCCUCACCGUGGAAUGACGACGGUCACUUACCUGCUCGAGGGCCAGGUACAGCAUGAAGAUUUUGCGGGACAUGCUGGCACGAUUGGUCCGGGCGACGUUCAGUGGAUGAACGCGGGCAAGGGCAUCAUGCACGCCGAGAUGCCGAUCCACCGCGAUGCGCAGGGCAACAAGCUGGUGGACCCGAACGGCCUGCAGCUGUGGUUGGACCUGCCUGCGGUCGCCAAAAAGGAGCCUCCGGCGUACCAGGAAUACAAAGCGGAUAUGCUGCCGACGGCCAAGCCGCGUGCGUCUGAGCCCGUCGAGACCGAGGGCCAUGGCUGGACGGUCAAAGUCGUUGCCGGCGAGUCGCACGGUGCCAAGUCGCCGAUUGAGCUGCCGCAGAAUGGCGGCGUGGUGUACGUCGACGUGCGCCUCGAGGGCAAGGGCCGCAUCUUUCAAGAGAUCCCCCGCGGCUUCAACGCGUUCAUGUACACGCUCAAGGGCAAGGUCCGGGUCGGGGACGACGCGCAAGGCGCUGUCUACGACCGCUAUCACACGAUGGUGCUUAGCAACGAGCCCGAGAGCGGUGCCAACGGCGUCUGGAUCGAAAACGCAAGCGACGACGUCUCGGACGAGGCGCGCUUCAUUCUGGUGGCGGGCGAGCCGCUGUCGCAGGGCGUGGUGCAGUACGGCCCCUUCGUCAUGACGAACCGCGCCGAGAUCCAGCAGACGCUGAUGGACUUCCAGUACGGCGCCAACGGCUUCGAGAGGGCGCCCGGCUGGAAGAGCAAGAUUGGCGGCAGGUAG